AUGUCUGCAAAUAACCAACCCGCUAUCGAAAAUGAAGCUUCCUCAUUUUCGCACCCGAAGCCUACUGAGGAUCUGUCACGGGAGAUUCUCUGCAGAAUUAUCCAACAAAUGGAAACAACCAACAAAAAAGAUAGCGAUGAUCUCGAGUUCUUCCGUUUUUUUGUGGUCACUAUGAUCGCCAUCUCCGUCUUCGGCGCCUCAACUUUUGCAGUUAUAUUGGGCGAAAUGACCGACCCCGCCGACAUAUGGGAGUCGCCAAUCUUUAGUCUCAAAACAGUCCGACUGUUUCUGGCUGUUUCGUGGCUUUCAUUUGCCAUGUCUAUCGCUUUGGCUGGGUACAGCGGCAGCGUGCUCGCUUUGAUGCGACAGAAGAAGAAAGGGGACCUUGACGAGGCGACAAUUAAGAAAUGGACGCCUGCUGGACUUGUGGUUUCUGUAGCUUUGCAUUUGUUGAUUGUGACUGGUUUUUUCUUUAUAUCACUGAGUCUGGUGGCUUACGUUGGGCCAUUUGGGUGGGUUAUCGUGUCAGUUUCUGGCAUAAUGUACAUCGUGGUGUUCUGCCUGAUUGGUGCGCAAUACAGCUUAAUGUAA
This is a messenger RNA of Fusarium coffeatum, 591 nucleotides long. RefSeq lists its product as uncharacterized. The transcript has a single exon. The record is from RefSeq and is a predicted model, not a curated record. NCBI's taxonomy places the organism in Eukaryota, Fungi, Ascomycota, Sordariomycetes, Hypocreales, Nectriaceae. Bases 1 to 591 code for a protein of 196 amino acids.